Messenger RNA from Drosophila ananassae, 655 nucleotides. RefSeq lists its product as uncharacterized. The transcript has 2 exons. Bases 198 to 590 code for a protein of 130 amino acids. The record is from RefSeq and is a predicted model, not a curated record. Lineage: Eukaryota; Metazoa; Arthropoda; Insecta; Diptera; Drosophilidae.
CAAGCCGAGUGUUUGUUUCAAAAAGGGUUAUAGUUUGAAGAAUCUGAAAAGCAGGCUAGAUAAUCAUGUCGUUAGUACUUUUAUUAAAGUAAGCCGAGUCAGUUGGACUCUCAAAAAACACAAAAAAUUCAAAACGUAAAAAUUACAUAAAAACUUAAAAAAUUUAUAUCCCCCGUUGAGUGUUCAAAAAAAUAAAAAUGAAGGUGUACGAUGAGGUGGUUUUUAUGGACCAGCUUUUGCACUACCGCUGCGUGGCCAGUCAGAUCGAGGAGACUCGACAAACAUGGCAGAAGCGGAGCUCAUGGUUCCCGGCCGCCCAACGGGAGCACUACUCCCGGUAUGCAGAAAUCUAUAACGAGAGCAUAGAGCAGUACGGGGCUGAUCGGUUCAAGUUUUACUCAAAAAGAAAUCGAUUGAACGGCCAAUUCAAGGCAUCCAAAAUAGGCAAGGAAGAUUCGGAAGUCAAGGAUCGGUUGAUACCCAUGGAUCACCUGAAGGGCUACAGGGUUCCGCUUACCACUAACGCUACGUAUGGUCGCGUCAAGCCAUCGGCCCUCUUCUAUUGCUUCGCAAAACAAGUUUCGAUUUAGAAUUUUAGUUUGUUGGGGAAUAAGCCAAAGACAAAUAAAUCUUCUUCGUUAAGUGUCCAAAUCCA